AGCAGGAAGUUCAUUUCAACAGAAACAAAACUCAAAGCAGAGCUCAAUCUCUCUCUCUGUCUCAACAUGUGAAUUCAGGAAAAUGGCUGAGGCCAGUAUUUCAGUAGAUCAGGAUCAGUUCAUCUGUCCAGUGUGUCUGGAUCUCCUGAAGGAUCCGGUGACUAUCCACUGUGGUCACAGUUUCUGUAAGGUGUGUAUUAAUGGCUGCUGGGAUCAGGAGGAUCAGAGUGGAGUUUAUAGCUGUCCUCAGUGCAGAGACACUUUCACUCCAAGGCCUGUUCUACGCAGAAACAACAUGCUGGCUGAAGUGGUGGAGAAACUGAAGAAGAAGACUGAAGUCCAAGCUGCUUCUCCUGCUCACUGUUACACUGGACCUGGAGAUGUGGAGUGUGAUUUCUGCACUGGGAGAAAACACAAAGCCAUCAAGUCCUGUCUGAUGUGUCUGGCCUCCUUUUGUGAAACUCAUCUGAAAACUCAUCUUGAAAUUCCUGCUUUGAAAUGGCACAAGUUAGUCAAAACUUCUGGAAAUCUACAAGAGAAGAUCUGCUCUGAACAUGAUAAAGAGCUGGAGAUCUACUGUCGUACUGACCAAAGCUUCAUCUGUUAUCUGUGUAUGACGGAUGAACACAAAAGCCACGACACCGUCUCAGUUAAAGCUUACAGAACUGAGAAAGAGAGUGAGUUAAAGGAGGAUCAGAUGAAAUUCCAGCAGAGAAUCCAGGAGAAGCAGAAGAAGGUGCAGGAGCUGAAACAGACUGUGAACACUAUAAAGCUCAGUGCACAGACAGCAGUAGAUGACAGUGAGAUGAUCUUUACUGAGAUGAUCAGCUCCAUGGAGAAAAAGCGCUCGGAGGUGACAGAGCUGAUCAGAGCUCAGGAGAAGGCUGAACUGAGUCGAGCUGAACGACUCCUGGAGCAACUGGAGCAGGAGAUUGCUGAUCUUCAGAGGAGAGACACUGAGAUGGAGAAGCUUUCACACACACAUGAUCACAUCCACUUCCUCCAGGAAAUAAAGGCUUUAGUCUCUGCUCGUCGCUCUCCCCCAAAUAAUAGACCGAAUUUUCAGUCUGAUCUCUGUGAGGACUCAUCCAGCAUCACUGUCAAUCAACAUCUCUCAUUUGAUGGAGUGAGGAAAUCUCUCUCUGAUCUGAAAAAGAGACUGGAGGAAAUCUUCCAGGAGGAAUUCAUCAAAAUCCCUGAACAUGCUGCAGCAGUUCAGAUGAUUUUACCCUCAGAACCAAAGAGCAGAGAAGAUUUUCUGUAUUAUUUCUGUGAUCUGACUCUGGAUCCCAACACAGUACAUUAUAACCUCAUUCUGUCUGAGAAGAACAGAGCGGUGAGAUACAGUAAGAGAGAGCAGCGAUACUCUGAUCAUCCAGAGAGAUUCGACUACUACAGUCAGGUGUUGAGUAAGGAGAGUGUGUGUGGACGCUGUUACUGGGAGGUGGAGUGGAGCAGUGAGGGAUAUGUGUACAUAUCAGUCUCAUAUAAAGACAUCAGCAGGAAAGGACGGGGGGAUGAGUGUGUGUUUGGAGGCAACAAUCAGUCCUGGAGUCUGUAUUGUUCUUCUUCUUCUCUCUCUUUCUAUCACAACAACAUUUGGACUGAUCUCAGAGUUCCAUCAUCCUCCAGAAUAGGAGUUUAUGUGGAUCACAGUGCAGGAACUCUGUCCUUCUACAGCGUCUCUGACACCAUGAAGCUCCUCCACAGAGUCCACACCACAUUCACUCAGCCUCUAUACGCUGGGUUCUUGCUGCGCUAUUGUGGAUCAUCUGUGAGAUUAUGUGAUUUUAAAUUAAAAUAAAAUAACAUUACCUUUUUAUAAUAAAUUUAAUUCAAAUAAAGAUAUAACAUGAGUAACUCAGUUUAGAUUUCCUAAUUUUCAUUAAUAAUGUUAGAUCUUCAUCCUUUUGACUUUUAGGAGAUUUUAAUGUUAUGAAUGUGACCUUCAUAAAAUAGAUAAAAGAACAUUAUUAUUUUAAAGAUAUGAAUUCUAGUAAACAGCUGCUCUAAGUGAUGGCAUGUCACUGUUUCCAUAUUUUCAUACUAUUGA
Hemibagrus wyckioides is the source of this 2053-nucleotide messenger RNA. RefSeq names its product tripartite motif-containing protein 16-like. The coding region runs from base 83 to 1804 and encodes 573 amino acids. The record is from RefSeq and is a predicted model, not a curated record. NCBI's taxonomy places the organism in Eukaryota, Metazoa, Chordata, Actinopteri, Siluriformes, Bagridae. Gene Ontology annotation, molecular function: zinc ion binding; protein binding. The transcript is spliced from 6 exons.